Molecule: messenger RNA, 3302 nt
Organism: Hemibagrus wyckioides
Lineage: Eukaryota; Metazoa; Chordata; Actinopteri; Siluriformes; Bagridae
Gene: rab34b
Product: RAB34, member RAS oncogene family b
Exons: 11
Coding region: 168-932 (254 amino acids)
Biological process (GO): endocytosis; phagosome-lysosome fusion
Molecular function (GO): GTPase activity; GTP binding
Source: RefSeq, a predicted model, not a curated record
GAAUGUUGCCGUUCAAGUUAGUGAAAUUAGUUUCUAUAAUAUUUAGAGGAAUAUCUUGGCUCGGAUGUAUCACUGAGAGAGGAGAGAGAGUUAUGGACUCUUGUGAGCUGUUAUAAUUCCAUAAAACUUCAUAAAAGCUUAUUAUACUGAACAUUAUCUGCUGAGUUAUGAGUUCAUUACCACCUAUACGAGAAGACAGGAUCAUCCAUGAGCUCCCGCUGUAUUUUACGCGAGACGCCGCAGUUCACACCAAACCCGACUUCCAUGUUACUGUGCAAAAUGCAUGUGAGAGGUCAGACCCACUGAGAUUCACUGUAGCCAAGGUCAUAGUGGUGGGCGAUGUCGCUGUGGGGAAAACAAGUUUGAUCAACAGGUUUUGCAGGGGAACUUAUGAGAAAGGCUACAAAGCCACCAUCGGAGUGGACUUUGAGAUGGAGAGGUUUGAAAUCCUGGGAGUGCCCUUCGGUCUGCAGCUGUGGGAUACUGCAGGUCAGGAGAGGUUUAAAUGUGUUGCUUCCACCUACUACAGAGGAGCUCAAGCCAUCAUCGUGGUGUUUGACUUAAGCAACUACUAUUCCCUGGACCAUGCAAGGCAGUGGCUGGAAGAUGCCAUGAUAGACAACGAUCCUUCCAGCGUGCUGCUCUUCCUCGUAGGGACGAAGAAAGACUUGAGUCAUCCAGAUGUGGUGGCUAAAAUGGAGCAAGAAGCCAUUAAGUUAUCAGAGGAGAUAAGAGCCGAGUACUGGGCCGUGUCCUCUCUCUCAGGAGAGAGUGUGAGGGAUUUCUUUCUCCGGGUUGCAUCGCUGACCUUUGAGGCCCGCGUUUUAGCUGAACUGGAGAGGAAUAAUAAUAAACAAGCAGACGGUAUUGUUAAAAUCACGGAUCAUGAUGACAAAACAGUGAGGAAGAAGCCGGCAAACUGCUGUAACUAAGGCAGCUAAGAAGCAGGAUUCGUGUGUGCAUGAACAUCUCAGGACGGACACAGAGACCAAGAUCACCACAGAACAGACUCAAUCUCCAGCUCUGUAGAACCGCGUGACCUUGUUGAGCUGCUAAUCCUGAAACUGCAGACUACGAGCAAAGAUUCAGGCAUUCUUUUCCACAACAAAGGACUAGUGGCGAGAAAAUCUCCUGAAGUAUUUUGCCGAGUUGUGCCACAUCACAGCGUUGAUCACUGUCGGAAAAUUUUAAGUUGCGUUAUUUAAUAUAAAGCAGCUGUGUCAUUUGACUUGAUAUUAUAUAUACACCAGUCAGGCAUAACAUUAUGACCACCUGCCUAAUAUUGUGUUCGUCUACCUUACUGCUGCCAAAACAGCCCUGACCAGUCAAGGCAUAACUUUACUAGAUCCCUGAAGGUGUGCUUUGGUAUCUGGAUCACCAAAAUGUUAGCAGCAGAUCCUUUAAGUCAGGACUUACAGGAUACUUUUGAUAGAUACUGACCACUGCAGACCGGGAACACCCCACAAGAGCUGCAGUUUUGGAGAUGCUCUGAUCCAGUGGUCUAGCCAUCACAAUUUGGCCCUUUUGGUCAAACUCACUCAAAUCCUUACGCUUGUCCAUUUUUACUGCUUCUAACAUCAACUUUAUUUACUAAAUGCAUGUUGCUUGUCACUGGUUUUUAAACAUUUAUUUAUUUUUUUACUUCUUAUACUGUCAGGUUCUUCUAUUCAUCAGAUUCCUUUCCAUUCAGGAUAAGCAGUUACAUUUAUGUACACUGGUUUUCAUUAGGGGCAAAGUUAAACAAAUAAAUUCUGAUAAUCAGAGUAUGUGAAUGCAGAGAAGACAUUAAACAUCAUCGUUCUUCUUAAAGGCCCUCUGAGGAUUUUGCUCUCUUGAGUAAAGUCUUUGUUUUCUUCACCACAUCAUGUGUUUCUCUGUCUAAUACGAGACACGCGCUAGAACCCGUGACCAGAAACGGCAGAUCCUCGAGCUGGAUUCUUCAGCAUGAACAUAAUGGAGAGAUUAUUCCUCAGGACUUAGAAUAACAACAAUACAGUGACACUGACACCAAAUAGUCUGCAAGUUUGAUCGUAAUUGUGACAUGAAUGUGAUAUGGAUGGUGAUAGAAGCAAUCAUAUAUAACUAUGAGAUUUUAAAAGUUAAAAAUUAUACAUAUUGAAGGCUGCUGUUUUUUGGUUACAUCUGAUUCUUUGUCAUAAAAUGGUGAAUAAUUAAGAACAAAGCAUUUAGGUAGAAAUCUAUCACAACAGUCAAGUGCAGUAGUAAUAAAAAAAGUCAACACAGUCGUGUCUUCUGAAAUGUCCCUAAAAAGCUUGUUUCUUGUUACAAAAAAAAAGUUGUCAUCAUGAUUAUAUAUAUAUAUAUAUAUAUACACACACCGAUCAGGUAUAUCAUUAUGACCACUGCCAGGUGAAGUGAAUAAGACUGAUGAUCUCCUCAUCAUGGCCCCUGUUAGUGGGUGGGAUAUAUUAGGCAGCAAGUCAACAUUUUGUCCUCAAAGUUGAUGUUAGAAGCAGGAAAAAUGGACAAGUGUAAGGAUUUGAGCGAGUUUGACCAAAAGGACCAAAUUGUGAUGGCUAGACCACUGGAUCAGAGCGUCUCCAAAACUGCAGCUCUUGUGGGGUGUUCCCGGUCUGCAGUGGUCAGUAUCUAUCAAAAGUGGUCCAAGGAAGGAACAGUGGUGAACCGAUGACAGGGUCAUGGACGGCCGAGGCUCAUUGACGCACGUGGGGAGAGAAGGCUGGCCCGUGUGAUCCGAUCCAACAGACGAGCUACUGUUGCUCAAACUGCUGAAGGAGUUAAUGCUGGUUCUGACAGAAAGGGGUCAGAAUACACAGUGCAGGAGAGUUUGUUGCAUAUGGGGCCGCAUAGCUGCAGACCGGUCAGAGUACAGAGCAAUGGAAGAAGGUGUCCUGCUCUGAUGAAUCAUGUGUGCGUCUCUUACCUGGGGAACACAUGGUACCAGGAUGCACUAUGAGUCUGUGCCUGGACAGGUCAGGGCUGUUUUGGCAGCAAAAGGGGGACCAACACAAUAUUAGUUAUAAUGUUAUGGCUGUUCGGUGAUGGAUGGGCACUAGCAGGUGACCAGAUUGAAGUUAUAUAUACGAAGUUAUAAGUUGUCUUAUAAAAUUGCAUUUAGUUUUAAACAGGCUUUUCCUCCAAAAUCACUCUGCACCAGGAAUGCCAGUGUCUAGAUUACUGAAAUUAUACAGGAAUUUUAUCAGAAUUGGGUUCAUGAUAAAACCGGAAAAUGUUUUUAUAACAGUGUAUGGAAUAUAAGUGAUUAAACUGUCUGUGAACGAUAUUCCGACAGUGUGUGUUCACAGCUAAAUAAAUUCUAA